Aspergillus caelatus is the source of this 789-nucleotide messenger RNA. RefSeq lists its product as uncharacterized. The coding region runs from base 1 to 789 and encodes 262 amino acids. The transcript has a single exon. The record is from RefSeq and is a predicted model, not a curated record. Lineage: Eukaryota; Fungi; Ascomycota; Eurotiomycetes; Eurotiales; Aspergillaceae.
AUGUUGUUUACUCUCCAGGCAUUCGAGACGUGGGUAGCGAGAAAUCUCGAUACAUGGAUCAAAAUACAUCAGAGCGAAUGGGAUACCUGUGGAGAACUGAGUAACUUAAUCCGGACAUACCACAAAGUUGCUGCGUCCCUUUAUCUCGGGAACCCGAUUGCUACAUCUAAUAUGAUAUUGACUGUUGUGGAGCUUUGGAUUGCCUGCGACAAGAGCGCGACCUGUAUCGAUAAAACCAUUCUUGAGUAUGAUGUCGGGAUACCAGAAGACGGCUUUCAAUGCUUGUUGCUACCUUCACAUUCACAAAUGCUGAGACUCAAAGAUGCUGAGAAUUAUGUCCGUUCCCGCGUGGAAGCUAGCUCAUGGCCUGCUUUGUUGACAUUUCAGAGCUUCGGCCAUCCGAAUAGCUUCUCAGCGAAGUAUUUUAGCCGGUCUCUGCCGCAUCAGGAGCUGCUUAAAUCAAUUGAAGCUCAGGCAAGAGAAGCGAGAGAAGCCAAGCGCGCUGAACUCCGACGCGUGCGAGGAGAAUACAAUGCACUUAUACAUAGCUCCAACGAGAUGAGUUGCGACAUGUUGGUGUACCAAGAUACCAAAGAUAAGACUACAAAGCGGCACGAUCCGAAAUGCCAGAAAUGUUCUUACCGCGAGAAGGCACAGCAGCUUCGAAUAUCAGCCCACGUAUGGCCGCUUACCAAAAUGCCGCUGGAGGCGCAAUCUGCUGUCUUUGAACUAAAAGCCCCUCAGUGGUAUGGCUUCUGGAGGGGACACGGCGCUAUAUUUGCUGCUUGA